AUGUCUCAGAGGAACGUGGAAAGAGACCGUCUGCUGAAACGGAUAGCUGAAAAGCGGCAAAAAUUGGAACAGCGUGGCGACCUUAACAUCAAAAUACCUAGGAUCAGUCUCCCCGAAGAUUUUAAUAUCAAUGAUCGAUCAAUUUUCACUCUUCCGCCGGAGGUUUUUAAACCUGUCUUGGCGUCGCAACAUCCCAAGUAUCGUAAGAAAAUUGCGGCGCAGAACAAGAAAGCUGCCGAACAAAAAGCCAAGUUGAAGACGUACACUGAAGUGCGGAAGCAACGAGAAGAAUUCAGACAGCGUCUCGUAAAAUUGAUUACAUGCAAAGAAGACGACAUGGAAAUAGAUCCCGCCGACAUUCCGAGCGCCGAGGAAAAAGAAAUGCUUCGCUACUAUUACUACAUUCGAUACGGAGUCGACACAAUUUACGUUGCUCCUAUUGACAAUCUGGUCCUCAAACGGAUCCUGAAUUUAAUUCCUCCACGUCUGCAAAAGUGGAAAUCGAUUCUCGAUCAGUCCGUGGAAGACGUGAAAGAAGACUUCAUGAUUGCCGUGAAAAAAGCGAUUGUCGAUUUCGUUUUGCAAGAUCCGAGUUUCGUUAUGUCGAGCAGUGAACAGGAUACGGUUUUUAAAAACGAACUCAAACAAAUCGGCCACAGUUUCAGGCCCAACUACGACAUUGCGAAACUGAAGAUGGAGCGUCACCUGCACAUCAUCAAUCCGUGCCUGGCCAUGCUCCUGGACAUUUGGCACGGACGAUUCACGGAACUUCGGUUGGUGGAUACAAAAGCUCUGAUAGCAACCGGAACAGCGUUUGAUCUUAACGAUUUUCGAACAACAGUUAUCGAUCAUAUAGCAGUAUGCAAGAAAACGUUGAUGGAGGAAUAUUUUUAUGCAGUUACCGACGUUUUUCUUCAAGGUUCCAAAAGGAAAAAGCUCCCGGAACCGUCGAAACCCAAAAAAAUGAAAUCUUUCUAUAAUGCCGUCGCUGCAAUCAUGACCGGUCAACUUCAAGAAUUGUGCCUGAAGUCCUUGUACGAUUAUGUCAAUUAUAUUUUGGAUAUUAAGUACAAGAAUCAAGGAUUCAUUGUUAACUUGGUGAUGAAGGUGAAUGCUCUCGGUUUUGAUCCUUCUUUCAAGAACAUACAACACCAACUUUUGAACAUGUUGGAAUUAAUACAAGAGGCAGUUAUGGAUAUUCCUCGUUUGGAAACCAAACUCUAUUUGGAUUACGCAGGAGAGGAAGAGUUUCUAAAACCGAUCAUCUCCGAAGAAAUAGUCGCGGGUUACGCUGAAAGGAUCACUGAAUUAUUGGAAAACCAACGAAUCGGUCCGGAGUUAAGGGUCCAAGAUUUUGAUGAUUUUAUGCCUCUUAUAAACGGCGAGUAUCAUGAACACGUCACCAACUUUCUUUUGAAUCCGCAGAGAAGUUUAGAGGAACUCGAGGAGGAAAUUUUAAAAAUCACAAAAAUAAUCGAUUCGAUUCCGUUUGCAACAGCGCACAGUGUUCGCAUGGAGAUGUACGACAUGCACAGAACCGAUUUGAUCAACACUUUGGAAGUUCAAGCCAUAAGCUUUAAGGAUAUGUUGAUCGGAAGGUGUUCGACGGAUUAUCAGUUCAUGAGCAAAUCGUUGGGAGAAGAGUUCCAAACGAUAGCGGAAAAUUUGUUGCGUCCUCCAGAAAACACGGAACAGUUGGUGCAACUUAUUUACUACGCUAACGAGUUUGAUACGAAAACUUUCUACAAAAUGGAGGAGCGACUGAAAGACAUGCUACAAUAUAUUUUGUUCUUAGCCGAUCACAUGCUUUUCACUCCGGUGGAGGUCAAACAAAACAGUAACACCUUCCUCUGGUACCUUCGCAUGCCGAAAGUUUUGGAGGAGAACAAACAGCUGGUAGAUAUAAAACGCGACGAGUUCCAAGCAGGAUUGGCCGACAAGAUCCAGAAGUUUAGGGACGAAUUGGAGAUGUACGCCAAAAUGGUGGACGACAUGGAAAACAACGGAAAUAUCGAGGACUUGGAGAAAUAUCACAAGAAGGCCACCAAGAUUGACGAACGUCUUAUCGCUGCGAUGGAGAAGAUAGAUCAGUUCAACGAAGAAGAAGCAGCGUUUGGUUUUGAAUUGACUCAGUACCCGUUGAGGAAACAGAUUCACGAGAAACUCGGUCCCUAUAAGAAGUUAUACGAUAACGCUACAGAUUUCUUGUCCAAGAGAAAUUUGUGGCUGUGCUCGAAAGUUGGUAGUUUCGAUCCGGAUGAGAUCGAUAGCGAUACCGGAACUUAUUACAGAAACGUCUACAAGUUAGAAAAACUAUUUUCUGAUAAACCUCCGACUCUUAUGUUGGCUUCAAACGUUCGAGAACAGAUCGAGGAAUUCAAGGAGCACAUGCCAAUCAUUCAAACGUUGGGCAAUCCUGGAAUGAAGGAACGUCACUGGGAGAAGAUCUCGGAGAUUGUGGGCUUCCCCAUUGUCGUAGACGAAGAUCUCACUCUCGAAAAAAUCAUUGAUUACGGUCUGGACGAUUACAUCGAGAAGUUCGAGGCGAUUUCGGAAGCUGCCACAAAAGAGAACAAUUUGGAGAAGGCUUUGAUCAAGAUGAUGGCCGAAUGGAAGGACAUGGAAUUUACCAUAUUGACUUACAAAGAUACCGGAACAUAUAUAUUGUCCGCUGUAGAUGACAUUCAAGUGUUGCUCGACGAUCAUUUGAUUAAAACACAAACGAUGAAAAACUCUCCUUACAUCAGACCCUUCGAAAAAGAAAUACUAUCUUGGGAAGCGAAGUUGCAACUGUUACAAGAGAUUUUGGACGAGUGGCUCAAGGUGCAAUCCACAUGGAUGUAUUUGGAACCUAUAUUCUCCUCUCCAGAUAUUCAACAGCAAAUGCCCGAAGAAGGAAGACGUUUCAGCGCUGUUGACAAGAUUUGGAGGGAUUUAAUGAAGACCGUCUACGGCGACGUGUUGGUAAUGACGGUUGUCGACAUCGAUAAGAUGGCUGAGAAAUUGAAAAAAUGUAACACUCUGCUAGAAAUGAUUCAAAAGGGACUGAACGACUAUUUGGAGAAGAAACGUUUGUAUUUCCCGAGAUUCUUCUUCUUGUCAAACGACGAACUGUUGGAAAUUUUGUCAGAGACAAAAGAUCCUACCAGAGUACAGCCGCACUUGAAGAAGUGUUUCGAGGGGAUUGCCAAACUUACCUUUACCGAAGAUCUGGAUAUUUUGGAAAUGCGAUCAAGUGAAGGCGAAAUCGUACCGCUGAACGAUGUCAUAUCCACUGCGCUUGCACGUGGACAAGUGGAGAAGUGGCUGGUUGAACUGGAGGUCGAUAUGAAAAAAUCGGUUAGGCAGAUGGUUCACAAUUCAAUUUUGGAUUAUCCGAAAGUAAGCAGAGAAUCUUGGGUAUUGAAAUGGCCGGGACAAUGUAUCCAAUCGGUGGGCUGUACCUUCUGGACAUCGGAAGUGACCGAGGCAAUCAAUCAAGGUAAUCAGGCGAUGAUGGAUUAUCACAUCAAAUGUAAUAAACAAAUUGGCAAAAUUGUGGAUUUGGUUCGUGGCAAACUGAACACACAGAAUCGAAUCACACUUGGAGCUUUGGUCGUGCUCGACGUUCAUGCCAGAGACGUUCUCCACGACAUGAUCAGACACAAGGUGUCCGAUGUUACGGACUUUCAAUGGUUAGCACAAUUGAGGUAUUAUUGGGAGGAAGCCAAUUUGAUUACGUCAAUGAUUAAUUCCACCUUGAAGUAUGGUUACGAAUAUUUGGGCAACACUGCCCGACUUGUGGUCACUCCUCUAACCGACCGAUGCUACAGAACAUUGUUCGGAGCUCUGCACUUGCACCUGGGUGGAGCACCGGAAGGUCCUGCGGGAACGGGAAAAACCGAAACCACAAAAGAUCUUGCGAAAGCAGUUGCGAAACAAUGCGUGGUAUUCAAUUGUUCUGACGGACUGGACUACAUUGCUUUAGGCAAGUUCUUUAAGGGUUUGGCUUCUUGUGGGGCUUGGUCCUGUUUCGAUGAGUUCAAUCGCAUCGACUUGGAGGUACUCUCCGUAGUGGCACAGCAAAUCAUGACGAUUCAACGUGGCAUCAACUCCGGAAACGAGAAGCUCUUCUUCGAAGGGACCGAACUAAAGUUGGAUCCGACUUGUGCUGUAUUUAUCACGAUGAAUCCCGGUUACGCGGGAAGAUCCGAACUGCCGGACAACUUGAAGGCACUGUUCAGAUCUGUUGCGAUGAUGGUGCCAGAUUAUGCUCUCAUUUCCGAAAUUGAACUGUACGCCUCUGGAUUUCUUACCGCCAAGCCACUCUCCAUUAAGAUCGUGGCGACGUACCGACUCUGUUCGGAGCAAUUGUCUUCGCAACAUCAUUAUGAUUAUGGCAUGAGAGCAGUCAAGUCCGUAUUAAGAGCGGCUGCAACUCUUAAACUUCGAUACCCAGACGAAAAGGAAGACAUAUUGGUUCUUAGAUCUAUCAAAGACGUGAAUCUGGCCAAGUUUUUGAAUUACGAUGUGCCACUGUUUCAGGGUAUAACGUCUGAUUUGUUUCCUGGUGUCGUUUUACCGGAACCCGAUUACGUUGUGAUGAACAGGGCGGUAGCGGACGCUUGUAAAGCCAACAACAUCCAAAACACACCGUUUUUCUUAGAGAAAGUGCAACAGUUGUACGAAAUGAUUGUCGUCCGCCACGGACUGAUGAUUGUAGGUUUGCCAUUUGCCGGAAAAACCACCUGUUACAGAAUUUUAGCCGACGCACUUGCUUUGAUCGAAGAAAGAGGCGGUAUGGAUGAACAUCGAGCUGUUUACACGAUAAUGAACCCAAAGUCGAUAACAAUGGGUCAAUUGUACGGCCAAUUUGAUCCAGUCUCCCAUGAAUGGUCCGACGGAGUUUUGGCGGUGAGUUUCAGAAAUUAUGCGAUGGCUCAAAACGACGACAGAAAAUGGUUGAUAUUCGAUGGUCCGGUGGAUGCCGUUUGGAUCGAAAAUAUGAACACAGUAUUGGACGACAACAAAAAAUUGUGUCUCAUGUCCGGAGAAAUUAUUCAGUUAUCCAACAACACAAAUUUGAUUUUCGAACCGAUGGAUUUGGAUGUGGCUUCUCCCGCGACCGUCUCAAGAUGCGGCAUGAUUUAUAUGGAACCGUCCUCCUUGGGUUGGGAGCCUCUACUGCUCUCUUGGCUCAAUAAUUUGCCUCCAUCGAUCAACACGGACUUUUACAAGAACAUGAUGUACACAUUGUUCGUCAGGUUCUGCUAUCCUCUGCUGUGGCUUAUCCGAAAGGGAGGAGUGAAGGAAAUAGCAACAACGUCGGAUCAUAAUCUCGUUCAAGGCACGAUGUACAUGUUCGAUUGUUUCAUGGACGACUUCUACGACGAGAAGUACAAGGAAUCGGUGUCCGAUUUGGACGUGCGAGCACAACUCGAAGGCUCCUUCUUUUUCAGCUGUAUUUGGUCGCUCGGUGCGACUUUGGACGUUAGGAGCAGACCAAAGUUUAAUCUUCUUUUCCGGGGACUGCUGGAAAAGGAAUUUCCAGAGAAAACUCUAGAGUCGUUGGGAAUUCCGUUCGAAAUAUCCAAGCCGGAUAAACCAUAUAUUUUCAGUCUGCCCGUUGGAGAAUCGGUCUUCGAUUAUAGGUUCUUCAAAGAGGGUAAAGGAAAGUGGAAGUUGUGGUCGGACGAGCUGAUGACGGCCCCGCCAAUUCCGAGGGAUAUUCCCGUGAAUCAGAUCAUCGUAACCACCAUUGAGACCGUGAGGAACAUUGCCUUGAUGACUUUCCUUGUCAGGCAUCAAAAACCGGUGAUGAUUAUCGGUCCCACGGGAACUGGAAAAUCAGUUUAUGUAACAGAUUUCUUAUUGAAAAAAAAUACUAAUGAAUAUAUACCAUUGUUCAUCAAUUUUUCUGCUCAGACUACCGCCAAUCAGACUCAAGAUAUUAUAAUGGCCAAGUUAGAUAAGAGAAGAAAAGGAGUAUUUGGUCCUCCGGUUGGUAAAAAAUGUGUGAUUUUUGUUGACGACGUGAAUAUGCCACUAAAAGAGGUAUACGGAGCACAACCACCAAUAGAACUUCUUCGACAAUGGUUCGAUCACAUGAUGUGGUACGAUAGAAAAGAAAUUGUUCCCAUGAAAUUAAUUGACAUCCAAUUCAUGUGUGCCAUGUGUCCUCCUGGGGGUGGUGGGAACACAGUCACGCAAAGAUUUUCAAGACAUUUUCACCACAUUUGCAUCGACGAAUUCCAAAACGACGUGCUGAUCAAUAUUUUCAGUAAAAUUAUGCUCUGGCACUUGGACACGAGGGGAUUUUCCAAAGAUUUCGAUCCUUGCAUCGAAGAGAUUGUCAUGGCUACAUUGGAUAUUUAUACGUGGGCCAGAGCCAAUCUUCUCCCUACACCUGCGAAAUCCCAUUAUCUAUUUAAUUUACGAGACUUCUCUAGAGUGAUUCAGGGAGUAUUGCUGUCAGUUCCUGAAGCAAUGGAAGAUCUGAUGUCGAUGAAGAGACUGUGGGUUCAUGAGGUCCUCCGUGUCUACUACGACAGACUGACGGACGACGACGACAGAAUGAUGUUGAUCGAUGCCUUGAGGAACGUUUCUCAAGAUCGACUUCUUGAAAACCUCAACGACAUGUUUGUGCGACUUGCCACUCCCGGAUCAAAGGAGAUAGGAGAGUUUGAGCUGCGCCAACUUUUGUAUUGUGAUUUCGCCAAUCCGAAAGCCGAUACCAGACAUUAUAUGGAAGUCCAAGACUUAGAUCAGCUAAAGGAAAUUGUGGAGGGGUAUCUCAAUGAAUUCAACAACAUGUCCAAGAAACCCAUGAAUCUCGUUUUGUUCCGUUUCGCAAUAGAGCAUCUUUCGAAAAUAUGCCGCAUCUUGAAACAACCUCGUAGCCACGCGUUGUGCGUGGGAGUCGGGGGUUCGGGUCGUCAAUCUUUGACACGUCUUGCCGCUCACAUUUCCGAGUACGAGCUGUUUCAAGUGGAGAUCACCCGUUUGUACGGUGUGAACGAAUGGCGGGAGGACGUUAAGGGCAUUCUGAGGAAAGCCAGUGCGACCGAUCAGCACGGCGUUUUCCUCUUCAGCGACACGCAGAUCAAAGAGGAAGCGUUUCUUGAGGAUAUCAGCAAUCUGUUGAACUCGGGAGAAGUGCCCAACAUCUUUACCGGCGAGGAGAGAGUUGAAUUGUGCGAGAAGAUGCGACAACUGGACAGGCAGAGGGACAAGUCGAUGCAAACCGAUGGCAGUCCGGCCGCGCUCUUUAACUUCUUCGUGCAAAUCGUCAGGGAACAGUUACACGUCGUUCUGGCGAUGUCUCCGAUCGGUGACGGUUUCAGGAAUAGAAUCCGUAAAUUUCCCGCGCUGGUCAAUUGUUGUACGAUCGAUUGGUUCCAGACUUGGCCUGAAGACGCACUUUUGGCUGUGGCCACCAAAUUUUUGGGUGUUAUAGAUUUGACUGAAAAGGAGAGAUCGGUGUGCAUAGACAUGUGUCAGAUGUUUCAUGUGUCCUCUCAGAAUUUGUCCGAUGAAUUCUUCAUGAGACAAGGCAGGAAAAAUUAUGUCACUCCCACUUCCUACCUGGAGAUGAUAAACACUUUCAAAACUUUUCUGGACAAAAAACGAAAUGAAAUUCUCGUAGCUAAGAACAGAUACGAGGUGGGUCUGAAGAAGUUGGACGCCGCAGGCGCGGAAGUGGCCGUGAUGCAGAGUGAACUGGAAGCUCUGCAACCACAAUUGGUGCACGCUGCCAAAAUCGUCGAGGAGACGAUGAAAAAAGUGCAAGCUGAAUCGGCAGAUGCGGCGGCCGUCGAGCACACCGUGAUGGAGGACGAGGCUGUGGCAAACGAGCAGGCGAAGGACGCGCAAGCCAUUAAAGACGAGUGUGACGCCGACUUGGCCGAAGCCAUGCCAAUUUUGAAUGCGGCAUUGACGGCGUUGAACACUCUAACUCCAGCUGACAUAGCCAUCGUGAAGACGAUGAAGAAUCCGCCCAGGGGUGUGAAAUUAGUAAUGGAAGCUGUUUGUAUCUUGAAGGAUGUCAAGCCGAACAAGGUUCCGAAUCCAGGUGGUGUAGGUACAUAUGAUGAUUAUUGGGGUCCUUCGGUGAAACUGUUGGGCGACAUGAAGUUUUUAGAAAGUCUUUUGCUCUUCGAUAAGGAUAACAUAUCUCCCAAAAUCAUGGAUAAACUGAAGAAAGAAAUAUUUACCGACGAGAACUUUGAUCCAGACAAAGUGAAGGUAGCUUCGACGGCUGCCGAAGGUCUGUGCAAAUGGAUUAUUGCUAUAUCUAAGUACGAUAAGGUGGCAAAAGUGGUAGCGCCAAAGAAACAAGCUUUGGCAGCGGCCGAAGCUAAAUACAACACUGCAAUGGCUGCGUUGGAGAUCAAACGGGCUCAGUUAAGAGACGCUCGUGAACGAGUGGCACUAUUGGAAGAGAUGCUUGCAGCCGAGAAUAAAAAGUUCCAAGAUUUGACAGAUUCGGUGAAUUUGUGCCAGCUAAAGUUGCAAAGAGCGGAAGAACUGAUUGGCGGUCUCGGCGGCGAGAAGACGCGAUGGAGUCAGACGGCAAUCGAUUUGGGAAAACAGUAUUUCAUAUUGACGGGCGACAUUUUGAUUGCUGCCGGAGUUGUGGCCUAUUUGGGACCGUUCACUAUGAUUUACAGGUCGAAACAGAUCGACAUGUGGUCCUCCACGUUGUCCGGAUACGGAAUUGUGUGCAGCAGAGAUUUCCAAUUGACUCAAGUACUGGGAGAACCGGUGGUGAUUCGUGCCUGGAACAUAUUCGGAUUGCCUAGUGACAAUUUCAGUAUCGAUAACGGUAUUAUUAUAACAAAUGCCAGAAGGUACCCUUUGAUGAUUGACCCACAAGGUCAGGCCAACAAAUGGGUGAAGAACAUGGAAAAAACGAAAAACCUCGCCAUCAUCCGAUUGAACCAAUUGGACUACGUCCGAAUCUUGGAGAACGCCAUACAAUUCGGUCAACCGGUUUUGUUGGAAAACGUCGGCGAGGAAUUGGAUCCGAUCCUGGAACCUGUUCUUGCGCAGCAAGUGUUUAAACAAGGCGGUGCGAUGUGUUUGAAACUGGGAGAUUCGGUCGUUGAGUACAACGCGGAUUUUAAGCUUUACAUAACGACGAAACUGAGAAAUCCCCAUUAUUUGCCCGAGGUUGCUGUUAAAGUAACGUUGGUGAAUUUCAUGAUCACCGCCGUCGGUUUGGAAGAUCAAAUUUUAGGUAUUACGGUGGCGAAAGAAAGACCCGAUUUGGAAGCCGAGAAGAAUGCCCUUAUUGUUCAAGGAGCCGAAAAUAAACGAGCGUUGAAAGAGAUCGAAGACAAGAUCUUAUACGUUUUGUCAACCUCUGAAGGCAACAUCUUGGAAGACGAAACGGCCGUACAGAUUUUGAGUUCUUCCAAACAACUCUCGAAUGAAAUAGCAGCGAAACAAGCAGUUGCGGAAGUUACGGAGAAACAAAUCGACAAGGCCAGAUUAGAAUACAGACCGAUUGCAGAACAUUCCACCAUUUUAUUCUUCACCAUCGCUGAUUUGGCGAACAUCGAUCCGAUGUACCAAUAUUCUUUGGUGUGGUUCAUCAAUUUGUACAAGUCAGCAAUUGAUAAUACCGAAAGAGUCGAGGAAGUGAACCAAAGACUCAUCGACUUGCAAAAGUUUUUCACCUAUUCGCUGUACGUCAAUAUUUGCCGCAGUCUUUUUGAGAAAGACAAAAUAUUGUUUUCCUUGUUGUUGGUGGUGAAUUUGUUGAAAAGCAAAAACGAAAUCGAAAUAUCGGAAUGGAUGUUUUUGUUAACCGGAGGCGUCGGAUUGGAGAAUCCGCAUCCGAAUCCGUGUCCUUGGAUGAUUAAGAAGUCUUGGGACGAAAUUUGUCGACUCGAUGAUUUGCCCAACUUCAAGGGUUUGAUGAAACAUGUGCGUGACAAUUCCGAUAAGUGGAAGGUGAUUUUCGACUCUGGAGAACCCCAACAUGUACCGUUGCCUGAUCCGUGGAACACUAAAUUAAAUACGUUACAAAAAUUGAUCGUCUUACGUUGUAUCAGGUACGACAAAAUCGUACCCGGAGUCCAGGACUUUAUCGUUGAAAAACUGGGAAAACAGUUCAUCGAACCGCCACCGUUUGAUUUGAACUCGUCAUUUUCGGAUUCGCACUCGUGCAUCCCGUUGAUCUUCAUUUUGACCCCCGGUGCCGAUCCGACGGCGGUCUUGUUAAAAUUUGCCGAUGACCAAGGAUUCGGACACGGGAGACUGUUCGCCCUGUCUUUGGGUCAAGGACAAGGUCCGAUAGCUCUGAAAUUGAUCGACGACGGCGUCAAGAACGGCACUUGGGUGGUGCUUCAAAACUGUCACCUGGCCAAGAGUUUCAUGCCGUCGUUGGAACGAGUGUGCGAAAACCUCACCCCGGACUCCACACAUCCUGAUUUCCGAUUGUGGUUGACGUCGUAUCCGGCCGAACAUUUUCCCGUCACCGUUCUACAAAACGGAGUUAAAAUGACGAACGAACCGCCGAAAGGUUUGAGAGCCAACAUAAUCAGAUCGUAUCUCAGCGAUCCGAUAUGCGAUUUGGAAUGGUUCGAGGGCUGCAAACAGCCGAUGCCUUUUAAAAAAUUGCUGUACGGUUUGUGCUUCUUCCACGCGUCCGUUCAGGAAAGGAGGAAGUUUGGCCCUUUGGGUUGGAACAUACCCUACGAAUUUAACGAAACCGAUCUAAGAAUUAGUGUCAUGCAACUGAGAAUGUUCCUUAAUCAGUACAGUGAUAUACAAUAUGACGCGCUUUUAUACUUAACUGGUGAGUGUAAUUACGGAGGAAGAGUAACUGACGAUUGGGAUAGAAGGACUUUGUCGACAAUUUUAAGGAAGUUUUACUGUACUGAAAUUGUUGAAGUGCCAAAUCAUGCUUUGGAUCCGUCAGGCGUUUACUAUUGUCCGGAUAAAGAAGACUAUGAGGAUUACAUAAAUUACACAAGAACACUGCCUCUGAUUUCACAUCCGGAAGUGUUUGGAAUGCACGAAAAUGCGGAUAUCCUUAAAGAUCAGCAGGAAACUAACUUGUUGUUUACUAACACCCUUUUGACACAGGACACCAUGGCUUCGGGAGGUUCUCAAAAGUCCCCCGAAGAAGUUCUGAUAGAAGUGUCAUCUGACAUUCUAUCUAAACUACCAAAGAAUUUUGAUAGAGAUGCCGCAAUGCAAAAGUAUCCGGUGUCUUAUACGCAAAGUAUGAACACCGUGUUGGUGCAAGAAAUGAACAGAUUUAACGCUCUGCUUUCGACGAUAAGGGACAGUUUGAAGAAUGUCCAGAAAGCGAUCAAAGGAUUGAUAGUGAUGUCCACAGUUUUGGAAGAGGUCGCGACCAGCAUGAUGACGGGACGAAUUCCGGCACUGUGGGCGAAAAAAUCUUACCCUUCGUUAAAACCUCUAGGAAGUUAUGUGACCGACUUCUUGGAACGUUUGGAAUUUUUGCAGAAGUGGUACGAUGAAGGUCCACCUCCCACUUUUUGGAUAUCGGGUUUUUAUUUCACACAAGCGUUUUUGACGGGUGCCCAGCAGAAUUUCGCCAGAAAAUACACCAUCCCCAUUGAUCUGCUUGUUUUCGAUUACGAAGUGAAAAAGGAAAAAACGUUUUUGAAGCCUCCAGUUGAUGGCGUGUAUGUUUACGGUCUGUAUUUGGACGGUGCCCGAUGGAACGAAAAGAAAAUGGCUCUUGCCGAAUCGCUGCCCAAGGUUUUAUAUGAGCCCGUUCCAAUUAUCCAACUGAUUCCCCUGAAAAAAGACGAUUUUAAACAUUCUAAAACCUAUAAAUGUCCUGUUUAUAAAACGGCAGAAAGAAGAGGCGUGCUGUCGACAACGGGACACUCGACCAAUUUUGUAAUUGCUAUGUAUCUGCCGACGACUGAACCGCAGGAUCACUGGAUCAUGAGAGGUGUCGCAAUGUUGUGUGCCCUUUCUCAAUAGUAUAAAUAUUUAUUUAUUUACAUUAUUUAUACAGUCUAGAAUAGCUAGUAAUAUUUAUUAUAAUCAUAUUAUAAAUAGAAGUUUUACAAGUACA
Messenger RNA from Aethina tumida (small hive beetle), 12043 nucleotides. It is a transcript of the gene Dhc36C, whose product is annotated as dynein axonemal heavy chain 7. Gene Ontology annotation, molecular function: dynein intermediate chain binding; minus-end-directed microtubule motor activity; dynein light intermediate chain binding. The record is from RefSeq and is a predicted model, not a curated record. NCBI's taxonomy places the organism in Eukaryota, Metazoa, Arthropoda, Insecta, Coleoptera, Nitidulidae. Gene Ontology annotation, biological process: microtubule-based movement. The transcript is spliced from 35 exons. The coding region runs from base 1 to 11949 and encodes 3982 amino acids. Gene Ontology annotation, cellular component: dynein complex.